AUGCUAUCUCAACGGAUUCUAGCCCGGCGCCUGCCUCAGGUUGCCGCCCGCCAGACUAUUGCCCCCCGCGCAUUCUUCUCGCAAGUCCCUGCUCUCCGUGCAGCUGAGGUUGAGGAUCAGGAUCCUCUGCAGAAUGGUGGCUAUCAAAACCCCGUCCGCGCCAAACGGCAAUUCAGAGACCCCCAUGGUGGCUGGUGGGACGCGCAAGAGAAGCGAAACUUCGGCGAGCCCGUUCACGAGGAGAACGAGAUUCUCGGCGUCUUCAGUCCCGAGCAAUACACCCACGUCACUCCCGGCAAGGGCUUUUUCCACCUCGGCGUCUUCGUUGCGGCCUUCUUAGGUCUCUGUGGUAUUGUCAGCCUCAACUACCCUGAUAAGCCUAGUGUUCCCAAGACCUACGGAGAUGGCUUAGAGAAGGAGCUGGGUGGUCCUAACGCUACGCUCGCUCGCAAGUCUGGCGAGGACAAGUGGUGA
This is a messenger RNA of Penicillium taxi, 474 nucleotides long. RefSeq lists its product as uncharacterized. Bases 1 to 474 code for a protein of 157 amino acids. The transcript has 3 exons. The record is from RefSeq and is a predicted model, not a curated record. NCBI's taxonomy places the organism in Eukaryota, Fungi, Ascomycota, Eurotiomycetes, Eurotiales, Aspergillaceae. Gene Ontology annotation, cellular component: mitochondrion.